AUGGUGGUGAUGACAGUCGUGGUAGUGAUGGAGUUGCGUAUCAAGGAAAGCCUCCAGGAAGAGGCGCCCACCUACCUCUGCCUAGAAGCCCAAGGGAUUGGCACCUCCACCGGGAAGCCCUCGGGAGGAAGAGCGCGCCCUCUGCCGGUGCCAGGGCGCCAGUGGACAGACAUGUCUCAGGAGGGGUCCCCUGAGGACCCUGCCCUCAGCCCCCGCUGCACUGCUGCACUUUUCCAGGACGAUGUGGAAGAAGCCAGCUCUGGGUCAGGCUUGACACCACACCAGCCAGGGACAAGCUCUGGGGCCCGAGUUUGGGCUGGCAGCAGGAAGAGGGUCCUGAGGGAAGAGACCCGUCGAGGUACCCGCUCCCAGGCUAGAGGUGCUCCUGGGGCGGGCCUGGAGGCUGAGGCCCACUUGAUGGCUCUGGAGUUACAAGGCAAGGGACAGAGCCAGGAGUUGGUGCCUGGCCCCCAGCUCCUCUCCCAGCCACCCAGAGUGUCUGCUCAGGGGAAGUCUCCGGCCUUCAGGAGGCUCCAGGUUUCUCUGCAUGACAUUUUCGCCGAAAGUUGGCCCAGGAACCCUUGUCCCGUGUGUUUGGGUUUUCCAGAGAGAGCAUUGGUUGGCAGGGAGAGGCUGAGAGGGGUGGGGAGGAGGAGCUGCCCCGGGCCAGGAGAGGCAGGGGGAGGUUGGAGUGAUGAAAGGGACCCUACCCUCAGUAAAGAGGGGCCUUCCAAAAGGAGGCUACCAUCCUCCCCAGGCCCAGCCCCUAUGGGGGCAAGAAAGAACAGCAGGAAGUAUGAGGCCUGCUCAGAGAGUGGGGAGGGGGCAGGAAGCUUCUUGUGGUCUGGUCAGAGCCCUGGUGGGGACAGCCCCCCAUGUGAGGGAGACCCCCCACCAGGGACUGAUGUGGGGCCCUUGGGAGACCUUUGUGGACCCCUCUCUCCCAACGACACUGGGCCUGGGUCAGGAGAUCCAGGUGGAACUUGUGUGGGAUGUGUCUCAGGGACUUCGAAGUUUGAAUAUUUGCCUGCUUCAGAGAAUGGGGCCCGGCCAGGCAGCCCCUCUGACCCUGUAGGGGUCCUACCACCUGAUGGAGGGGAAUCCCUCAGGCCGGCUGUCUGGGAUCCCAGCUCUGCACUAGGCCUUGGAACAUCUGGAAAGGCUGCCGAAGUGUGGCAGGAAGCUGAGCACCUAGUCGGGGCUGGCUGUGAAGAUGGCCCUGCUGUCUCACACAGUCAGGAGGAGCUAGAGGUCAAGCCUCAACCAGAGUCCAGGGGGAGUCUGGGAGAAGGACCCCCUGCUCCCACCGAUAGCCCCUCCAGCUCCUUGGAGCCUACAACCAGCAGGGCUCACUCGGGCCCAUCCAUGGGACAGAGAAGAUCCAAGUAUGCUAAGAAGUCCAGGAGAGGCCCAGUGCCCCACGCCCAGCACCAGGGCACAGACAGGAGUGCGGAUGACUUCAGCAAGGACCAGCAGGACAAAUCCCACCCAGGAAGCUUCCCCAAACCGGUAAGUGGAGUCUGAGAAGUUGGGCUAGGGAGGACUUGGCCAGUCU
Molecule: messenger RNA, 1555 nt
Organism: Mustela lutreola (European mink)
Lineage: Eukaryota; Metazoa; Chordata; Mammalia; Carnivora; Mustelidae
Product: SPOC domain-containing protein 1-like
Exons: 3
Coding region: 1-1524 (507 amino acids)
Source: RefSeq, a predicted model, not a curated record